Messenger RNA from Fonticula alba, 989 nucleotides. RefSeq names its product uracil phosphoribosyltransferase. The record is from RefSeq and is a predicted model, not a curated record. The coding region runs from base 1 to 783 and encodes 260 amino acids. The transcript has 4 exons. Lineage: Eukaryota; Rotosphaerida; Fonticulaceae.
AUGGUGUCCUUUUGGUCCCUUCCGCUCUUUGGCGCCCUUCACCGGUGUGGUGCUGGCUCCCUCCUGACCACGCACCUCCAGUCUGGCCCCGAGUCCUCGGCUCGCUCCGCCUCCCCGUCGGAGCCGGCCUUCCCCGAUGCCCCGUCCACCCUGCAUGUGAUGAAGAGCACCAUGCAGCUGCGCGGCCUGAUGACCAUCAUCCGUGACCGUAGCACCUCGCGCGCGGACUUCGUCUUCUACGCCGACCGUGUCAUUCGCCUGCUGAUCGAGGAGGGCCUCAACUUCCUCCCCUUCCGUGAGCACACUGUCAUCACCCCGACCGACUCCAGCUAUGAGGGGCUGGCCUUCACUGGCCGGGUGUGCGGUGUGUCCAUCAUGCGUGCCGGCGAGGCCAUGGAGAAGGCCCUGCGCGAGUGCUGCCGCAGCAUCCGCGUUGGCAAGAUCCUCAUCCAGCGCGAUGAGUCGACCGCCCAGCCGAAGCUUUUCUACGCCAAGCUCCCGCCUGAUAUCGCCGAUCGCCAUGUCCUCCUGCUGGACCCGAUGCUCGCCACUGGCGGCUCGGCCAUCAAGGCCGUGGAGGUCCUGAUCGAGCAGGGCGUCCCGGAGGACCGGAUCAUCUUCAUCAACCUGGUCGCCGCGCCGGAGGGUGUCCUGGCCUUCUCCAAGCGCUUCCCUCACACGCACAUCAUCACCGCCGAGGUGGAUGACUCGCUCAGCACCUCGAAGCACAUCAUGCCCGGUCUUGGUGACUUCGGCUGUCGCUACUUCGGCACCGACGAGUGAGCAUAUGCACCCUCCCGCGAGAGGGUGCCCCGCACCUGCCUGCCCCCCCCCCCACGCCCGCAUGUCCUGUCGGGUGGCGAUAUCGGGCCGCCCCGGCCGGCGUGCCAAAGCGGCCUCCACCCCUCGGCAGCGCAGCAGCAACGUGUGCCCCUUCAUUCUAUCUCUCUCCUCUCCCCUCCUUGCAACAAUACAGCUCAUUCCCCCCA